Messenger RNA from Indicator indicator, 2538 nucleotides. RefSeq names its product colony stimulating factor 3 receptor (gene CSF3R). The record is from RefSeq and is a predicted model, not a curated record. Gene Ontology annotation, cellular component: signaling receptor complex; external side of plasma membrane; membrane. Bases 1 to 2538 code for a protein of 845 amino acids. NCBI's taxonomy places the organism in Eukaryota, Metazoa, Chordata, Aves, Piciformes, Indicatoridae. Gene Ontology annotation, biological process: cytokine-mediated signaling pathway. The transcript has 15 exons. Gene Ontology annotation, molecular function: granulocyte colony-stimulating factor binding; cytokine receptor activity.
AUGGCCAGGCAUGGUGCCAAGACAUCCUUCCUACUGCGGCUCUCCCUGCUCCUGCUCCUCUGCCCAGGGGGGACCCUGGGCUGUGCCUCGGUGGCUGUGGUCUCACCCAUUGUGCCCCUGGGCUCAGCUGUCACAGCAUCCUGCACCAUCCAGAGUGAGCUCUGCCACAUCUUGGAGCGGGCGAGGGUCCAGAUCUCCUGGAUGCUGGACAACGAGCCUGUGGUUGGGAGCCAGCACCAAGGCCUGGGAGGCACGGAGGUGUCCAACCUCACCUUGCCCCACUUCAACCAGACUCAGGCCAAGCUGUGGUGCUGUGUGGAGUGGAAUGGGACCAAGCAGCGCGUUGGCAUGGCUGAGAUCAGGGCGGGCUACCCACCAGCAAAGCCCUUCAACCUGAGCUGUGUCCUGAACCUCACCGACUAUGGGCUGACGUGCCAGUGGGAGCAGGGAGCCAGCAGCCACCUCCCCACCAGCACUGCGCUGAAGUGUGCCAGGAGCAGAGAGCAGGCAGUGACAGGCUGCAGCCCGGCAGGUGGCCGCAACCGCUGCACGGUGCCGCGCCGGCUGCUGCAGCUCUACCGGCACAUGGAGAUCUGGGUGGCUGCCACCAAUGCCCUGGGCACGGCUGAGUCUGAGCAUCUCUACAUCGACCCCAUGGACGUCGCCAAGCUGGACCCCCCAGCCCUGCAGACCAUCCAUUCCAUCCCCUUCCAGACCGACUGUGUGGCACUGGCCUGGGAGGUGAGCCGGAGCAAUGCCCACAUGGAGCUGCAGUGUGAGCUGCGCUACCGGGCACCUGAGGACCCUGCCUGGUCUCUGGUCACUGGCAUCGUCGGCCAGGCUGGCACCACGCAGUGCUGCGGCUUCCUCUUUGGCACUCAGUACCACUUCCAGAUGCGGUGCCGGCGGAGCUCAGCACAGGGCUACUGGAGUGAGUGGAGCCCAGGCAGGAAUUACACCACCCAUGAGAAAGCCCCCACAGGGAAGCUGGACGUGUGGUGGAGCACUCAGCUGACCGGGGCGGAUGGGUGGCUGGAGGUGCAGCUGCGCUGGAAGGCCCCUCAGCGGCGGGAGGCAAACGGGCGAGUGCUGGGGUACCACGUCACCCUUAGCCCCAGGAAGAGGGGCAGGGACCCCCCCACUGUCUGCAACACCACCCACACCCACUGCAACUUCUCCAUGCCUGUGGGCACCAGGAGGGUCUAUCUCUCAGCCUACAACACCGCCGGCGAGUCAGCAGCAACUGAGGUCACCCUCCUGGAGACGAAAGGUCAGCCCCUGGCCAGGCUGUGGGCUGUGCCCGGGGGUGAGUACAGCCUCCAGGUGCACUGGGCAGCACCACCAGCCCCGGUCACUGCCUACAUCCUGGAGUGGCAGCAGGUGUCCUCAGAGCCCAGCCACUGCAGUGCCUGCUGGCAGAUGGAGCAAGAUGGAGCUGCCACCACAGCCCUUAUCCAGGAUGGCAUCGAGCCUUUCCAGCAGUACAACCUCUCACUGUACCCCCUCUACAAGGACACCGUUGGGGUGCCCAUCCACACCACAGCCUAUUCCAAGCAGAAGGCCCCAUCCUAUGCCCCAAAGCUCCACCUGAGGAGCAUUAGCAAGUCCAGUGCCGAGCUGUGCUGGGACCCAGUGCCAGUUGAGAUGCAGAAUGGCUUUAUCACCAGCUACACCAUCUUCUGGGCCAACAUCACCACAGAAGUGUCCAGUGCCUCUGUGAAUCCCUCUCUCAGCUCCUUUGUCAUCCGCGAGCUGAAGCCAUCAACCCUCUACAAAGUGCACAUCAUGGCAUCCACAGCCGGUGGCAGCACUAAUGGCACCAGCUUGACCCUGGUGACCACAGUGCUAGAUGACACUGAAGUCCAGUUCCUCUUCCUCACCCUGGGGCUGAUCUUUGUCUUGCUCAUGCUUCUGCUCAUCUGCUUCCACAAGAACGGGAGGGUGAAGCAGCAGUUCUGGCCCAGCGUGCCCGACCCUGCCAACAGCAGCCUGGGCAAGUGGUUGCCAGCAGAACUCCAGGAGCCGCUGCAGGUGCCCGGCGUGCGGGAGCCCGGCCCGCCCACCAUUUCGACUGUCACCGUGCUGGAAAGGGCAGCGGGAAAGCAGCCGCCUGCCUGGGCCAAAGAGCCCACCACCGAGAUCACCGGCACCUUCCCCGCCCUGCCACAGCCCUACGUGCGGCAGGAGGGCCCCGGCACGCUGGGCCGCGGCCGGCCGGCCGUGCAGCCAUGCCGGGGUCCCGGUGGGAGCGGGGACACCGUCCAGUACGCGCGGGUGGUGGGCGAUGGGUACAGGGGCCAGCAGCAUACCCCGCCGCGCCUCUACCUGCGCUCCAGCUCCACCCAGCCCCUGCUCCUCGACGCCAGCCCCAGCCCCAAGCCCUACGAGAACUUGGGCUUCCACCAGUUCCACGGGACCGCUCCGCACGGCUGCCGUGAGGACGACGGCUGCCCCGAGGAUCUCCCCGCCACCUUCCCGCUGCUACAGGGCCUCCGCAUCGGCGGGGCCGAGGAGCUGCACGACUGCCGGACGUUUUAG